AUGUUGAACCAAAUACAAAAGGCAGAUAUCCAGAGAAUCACAUCUGGGCAGGUGAUUAUAGAUCUUUUGUCCAUUGUCAAGGAGCUUGUGGAAAACAGCAUUGACGCCAGCAGUGAUUUGAUCGAAAUCGCGUUCAAAGAACAUGGACUAGAGACCAUUGAAAUCAAUGAUAAUGGCCAUGGUAUCCCUCCAGAAGACCAUAAGACCCUCUGCUUGAAACACUUCACGUCCAAAAUCUCAAGGUUUGAAGAUCUUGAUCUGGUCCAGACGUUGGGGUUCAGAGGAGAAGCAUUGAGUUCAAUAUGUUCUGUUGCAUCGGUUCAAAUCACCACCAGUACCAAGGAAAGCUUACCAGGGGCCACCGAGUUGGAAUACGACCAUAUGGGUGAGCUUGUGAAGCAGGAAAUAGUUUUGAACAAGAGGACGGAUUCGGGCAUGAAGAUAUCUGUUUCAGACAUAUUCAAAAACUUGCCUGUCCGUCAGAAGAACUUUGUGAAGAAUAUCAAAAAAGAGUUCAACAAGAUGAUUCUGUUUCUCUACAACUACAUCAUCAUCAACCCCCAAAUAAAGUUUGUGGUGACAAACCUGGUGGCAGGAAAGAAGAAGGUGUUAAUUUCCACUCAACGCACGGGCUCACUCUUAAAUAACUUCAUUAUCAUCUACGGCACCAAAUCGGUUGAGUCACUUAAGCCAAUAGAUAUUGAAGUUAACUCCAACUUCAAAGUUCUGGGAUACAUAUCUUCACUUUCCAUUGGUAAAGGAAGGUCUAUCAAGGAUAAACAACACCUCUACUUGAACAACCGCCCGAUUAUUCACAGUGAGAUGAUGAAGCUUAUCAACGAGGUUUACAACCAGUUCAAUAAUCUCCAAUUCCCGGUGUUCAUUUUGAACGUGCUUAUAAACGAUAGUAUUGACGUGAAUUUAAACCCAGAUAAGACCCGAAUCAACUUCUCCCAGGACUUGAACGAGUUCAGACAAGAGUUAGUGAGGUUCUGGGAAUCUGAGAACAUGGAGCAACAACUUGUGCUCAAGCCAAGUAAAGACCCCAAACCUCAAGACCAUAAACCCAAACCCGAUAUAAUAUCCACAAAACGGAUCCCUAUCGAAUUGUCGGCCCCUAAACCCAAAAAACCUAAAUUCGCCAACUACAUGAACGAAGAGAUCUUCAAAACCCAGAACUUAAAAACGACAGUAAACCUGCAUUAUAUCCGCUUGAAAUCGCACAAAAAAGGGGUGGUCAGCCUUAAACUGAAAGACGAUACACACCCAGGUGACGAACGGCUUGUUGAAAAAGAGAUCUCCGUCAGCAAACUUCAAUUUAAUCAAAUGCAACUUAUCGGACAAUUCAAUCUAGGGUUCAUAUUGACAAGACUACAAGAUAAUCUCUUUAUUGUGGACCAACAUGCGUCUGAUGAAAAAUACAACUACGAAGACCUCAAAAAUAAAUUUAGGGUGCAAAGUCAGCAGCUCAUAACCCCCAUCCCUUUGAAUUUGAACCUUGUGGAAAUACAAAAGCUAAGCGAAUUUAUUAAUUUGGUAGAGAACAAUGGGUUCAAAGUAAACGACGAUAAUCAGAUCACUCACUUGCCCACAUACAAAAAUAUCCAAUUUGAUAAAGAGGAUUUAGUCGAGCUUUUAAGCCAACUUCCGUGUCAUCCGAUUCUUCCAAAAAUUAAUUCGGUGCUUGCGAUGAAAGCUUGCAGGAAAUCAACAAUGAUCGGACAACAUUUAAACGUUCACACAAUGAAGAAAAUUUUAUCCCAUUUAUCGGAGUUAGAUAAGCCCUGGAAUUGUCCGCAUGGGAGACCAACUUUAAGACACUUGCACGAUUUAGGAGGCAUCAACAACAAGGUGACAGACUAUUUGUACAAGUGA
Messenger RNA from Yamadazyma tenuis ATCC 10573, 1875 nucleotides. It is a transcript of the gene PMS1, whose product is annotated as ATP-binding mismatch repair protein. The record is from RefSeq and is a predicted model, not a curated record. Gene Ontology annotation, biological process: mismatch repair. Gene Ontology annotation, cellular component: MutLalpha complex. NCBI's taxonomy places the organism in Eukaryota, Fungi, Ascomycota, Pichiomycetes, Serinales, Debaryomycetaceae. Gene Ontology annotation, molecular function: ATP hydrolysis activity; mismatched DNA binding; ATP-dependent DNA damage sensor activity.